Salarias fasciatus (jewelled blenny) is the source of this 3665-nucleotide messenger RNA. RefSeq names its product adhesion G-protein coupled receptor F2-like. The coding region runs from base 20 to 2695 and encodes 891 amino acids. Gene Ontology annotation, cellular component: membrane. The transcript is spliced from 12 exons. Lineage: Eukaryota; Metazoa; Chordata; Actinopteri; Blenniiformes; Blenniidae. Gene Ontology annotation, molecular function: G protein-coupled receptor activity. Gene Ontology annotation, biological process: cell surface receptor signaling pathway; adenylate cyclase-activating G protein-coupled receptor signaling pathway. The record is from RefSeq and is a predicted model, not a curated record.
UGGAAAGGCAGCGCUGCACAUGGUCCUUCUUCUGGUUAUACGCGACCAUCUGGAGGUCCAGGAACACGUUCUGAACGUCUUCUUUAGGUUGAUGGACGCCAGAAUGUUCCCUGUCCACGCCAGAAAAAGCCAGGAAACUCUCUCCUCUGAAAAUAUCACCUUCGAGAUCCAGGCUGGGAUCGACGUCUCUGAUGUGCUCACAGUUCAAGAACUGUCACACAGUCUGGAAUUCUUUAUAUCAUCAGUUAGUGAGAUCGGUGUAAUUCUCGACAUCGAGACCUCAACAGUGUGUUCCUCGGAGGAGUCGGGAUACCGGUGCAGAUGUCAGGAGGACUUCGUCUGGCCGCUGGACCGCUGCCAAGUCGACGGCUGUUCCGGUUGUGGUGAAAAUCCGUGCCGGUGCCUCACGGUGAUUCCCAGAGACGGCCAGUACUGCCAGCGCGCCACAGAUCCAGACCCAACAGAAGCAGCUCAGAGCGUCACACACGAGACUGAAAUCCUCGGGAACAACACAGAAGGAAGUCAAACCUUCACCUGUUCAUUCGCUCCCCAUCAACAGUUCAGUCCGACCAUGACAUUAAGAUGUACCAACAGCGAUACUGAUCAGGUCAACGCCAUGUUUGGUUCGGCUGCUUUAAAUGAUGCGGCUGCAGCAAACUGCGAAACCGCCAACGUGGGAGAAAUAAGAGCGGUGUGUCGGGACAGCACUAAUGUUGAAGAUAAACAAGAUAGCUGUGUCCUGGAGCCCAUUCAGAGACUGCUGGACUGGUCAGAGCUGCUGAAUCACCUGACACUGCCGGAUUUCUUGGAUGAACUCAGCACUGUCGCCGUCGAUCUCACCUCGGAAGUGGUUCAGUCCCCUUCGGCCAUAACUUCCAUUGUUAAAAUCCUCCACAAUGUGGCCGGGGUAGCACUGACUACUGUCUUAAACCAAACAUUAAUGGAGGAUGUCCUUUUAACCGCCGGCGUUCUCACCAGAGACGAAGCGAGGGAAUCGUGGAAGUCCUUGUAUGACGUCACUAUCAACUCUUCAGAAACAAAUUUUCCGGGAAGCAGUUCCUUUGAAAGAAGAACGUCAAACACAAACAGCUUCACACAAGAAUUGGUUGCAACACGGAUGUCAGAAAUUCUCAGCGUUAGCUCGUUGUUCCUGCAGUCUCUUGAGACGAUAACAACCCGUCUAAUUAAUGAGACUGUGGAGAUUGUCACACCUCUGAUUCUCUUAAACAAAAAUAGAUCUAGAGGCUCUUUUAACCUUGAAACUAACCUCACAGAGAUCGACAUUCCAGAAGCAAAUGGAUUCAUCACAGCGAUUACGUUCAUCUCCAUGGAUAAUGUGCUUCCUGCGAGAGACGAGGCUAAUUCAACAUCGAAGUUUAUCAACGGCAGGGUUGUGCUCAUACAGUCCACUGACACCGUCGACAAUAUUUCGUUCGCCUAUGAACGUCUGAAUCAGUCACUGGAGAACCCUGAGUGUGUCUUCUGGAACUUCAGCCUGUUUGAUGGUCUGGGCGGAUGGGACGACGAAGGCUGCCAGUUUGUACGGAGAGAGAACAACACUUUCACCUGUGUCUGCGACCAUCUCACCUCCUUCUCCAUGCUGAUGUCCAUCGGGACUCCAGACGAUGAAAGUCUGGCAUUCAUAACCUUCAUUGGACUUGGUAUCUCGAUGAUAUCCUUGAUCAUAUGUCUCAUUAUUGAAGCAAUUGUUUGGAAAAUGAUAACAAUCAGCCAUACUUACUACUUGCGCCAUGUUGGCAUUGUUAACAUCGCUGUGUCUCUGCUCAUAGCAGACAUUUGGUUGAUCGUUGCGUUGACCAUUCCAGAUCGGAGUAACAUUCCCGUCUGCAUUGCAGCAACAUUUUUUGUCCAUUUUUUCUACCUCACCCUGUUUUUCUGGAUGCUUGCCUUGGCUCUGCAGCUGCUUUAUCGGACAGUCUGUGUUUUUAGACACAUAUCCAAAUCAUCCUCGUUGGCUGUUGGAUUCUGUCUUGGCUACGGAGCUCCCAUCAUCAUUGCAACAAUAACGAUAGCAGUGACUGCACCUGAAGACGAAUACAUCCGACGAACAGGGGGCUGCUGGCUGAACUUUGAUGAGUCCAGGGCUCUGCUGGCGUUCGUGAUUCCGGCGCUGCUCAUUGUGCUGAUGAACCUCAUCAUUUUGAUCAUUGUCAUCUGCAAAAUAUGGAGGACCAGAACACCAGGGCAGCCCAACGAAACGCAUGUUAUAUGGGUCAUCAUCAGGAGCCUGGCCGUCCUCACGCCACUUUUUGGACUAACUUGGGCUCUGGGAGUUGGGACCUUGGUCGAUCCAAACAACCGAGGAAUUCAUAUCACGUUUUCACUCUUCAAUUCCCUUCAGGGUCUCUUCAUAUUAGUGUGUGGAACAUUGCUUGAUAGAAGGGUGCGAUCUUCCAUUGCGAUUCUCCACACUGGAACAAAGGUUCUGCAGACCAAUCGUGGACUCUCAAGCAUACUGGGAUCAAUUUGGGAAAAGAGACAAGAUAGAGAGCAGCUGAGACUCUCCACCUCAGAGUCCAGUUCUGCAGAAAGUCUCCACUCGGGUUUGGUUCAGCAGAGAGUCUCCACCUCUGCAUCCACUCCUGCAGAAACUCUCCACCAAAGCUUGGCUCUGCAGCAAGUCUCCACUGUUGAGUCUGAUUCUGGAGGAAGUGUCCUCCUCGGAGAUUGCUGAUUCCAGUGUUGAUGCUUUCUCUCUUGUUGAAUGAUGGUAAACAAGCUUAAGUUCAGUGAGUCAAAACUCCAAACUCCAUCCCUGCUAAAGCAUGUACUGUACACCCUUUGUCUGUUUAGUGAAAAAGUUGUGGUGUGCCUCUUCACGAUCUGUAAUUACAAUCAGGCAUUGGAGAAACGACUUUUCAUCUUUGGUUUGAAGUUUUCCCUCAAGCUUUACUGCAGAUUGUGUGCACACACACCGCAGCUACAAUGAAAGGCGAUUGGAAAAUGUUGUUUGCAUACCGGAGUGUAAAUGUAAACGUUUUGCACAGACUGAGCCUGUUAACUCUGUAUUGAUAAUGAUGCUUUGGCAAAUGGUGUGUGAGACAUCAUUACGAAUGACAUGUGCAGGUUUGCACGAGCGUUUUCCUGACGUUUUCAAGUAGGACCAUAGCUUGAAUUUUUGCAGCAUUUUCAACUCUGGUAGUGUUUUUAUCAGAGAACCAACCUCUGAUGUACAUCAUGGAGUCCUGAAUGACUUCGACACAGUCGCUUGGACAUGAUUGUCUUUCAGUGAAGCCCUUUUAUUGGGUUUUGACAAGAAACAUCUCUAAUGAAGUUCAGGUUUGUACUCUUGACUGUUCUCCAGCGGUCGCUGCUGAGCUCUUACCAGGGGUUCUUACAUACAGAGCUGAGUGUAAACUUUUCACUGUAUUUUUCAUGAGAAGGCAGCAUUCAUUUUGGCUCCUUGGUGAGAUUGAAGCGGUUUUCAAUGUAAGUAUAAAACAUUUUCAUUACAUAUACUCUGCACUGCAACAGAAACUUCAAAGAUUUUAAACUUAAAGGUUAUUUAAGGGACUAUAUUUUACAUGUUGAAGACUCCUUGAGCAAACCAUUGAACCAUCUCGACAUUUACAUAUUGUUUUUUUUUUAGGUUUUCUCAGUAAUAACAUUCAGUUCUUUGAGACCCAAGAAUAAAUUGAUGAGGA